GUGUCCAUCCACUCGGUGUGGCUGGGGAACAGCAUCACGCCCUUGCGAGAGGAGGAGUGGGACGAGGAGGAGGAGGAGGCCGAGGCCCGGCACCGUCGUCCCCGCCCACGUCGCCCUCAACUCCAGGAAACACCGGGCUGGAGUCGACAUCCACUCCUGUUCGCAGUUUUUGCUCGAGUUGUACAGUCGCUGGAUCCUGCCAUCGAGUUCCGCCAGGAGGACCCCCGUCACCCUGAUCAGCGAGGUGGUGCGCUCGCUCCUCGUGGUCUCGGACUUGUUCACGGAGCGCAACCAGUUUGAGAUGAUGUACCUGACACUGACGGAGCUGCGGAAGGCACACCCCUCGGAAGACGAGAUCCUCCUUCAGUACCUGGUGCCCGCCACCUGCAAGGCGGCCGCCGUCCUCGGAUGGUGAGCGGAGGCCAUGCGGAGCCUUGGCCGCGGGAG
Molecule: messenger RNA, 447 nt
Organism: Capra hircus (goat)
Lineage: Eukaryota; Metazoa; Chordata; Mammalia; Artiodactyla; Bovidae
Product: huntingtin-like
Exons: 3
Biological process (GO): microtubule-based transport
Cellular component (GO): cytoplasm
Source: RefSeq, a predicted model, not a curated record